CCUGGGUAUUUAUAGCUGUGGUGCCUCCCUUCCCCCUCAAUCUGCCCAGGACCCGGAGUUUUGCCCUCCCUCCUUACCUUUUUUUUGUAUCUCUGUUUAUUGUAAGUCACAGCUUGGCGGUAAGAAGACGCUGAAAGCGGGGUCAACCCGGGGUAGACCUCCACACAGGACGGUGUGGCAGCACCUCUCGGGUUGCAACACAGCACUUCCAAUGCAAGCCGUACGUAAUGAUGUCUUCUCAUCACACACUGCCAGCAGGAGAAGUCCUACGCUGCAUCAGGAGCCCAGACUGGAAGAUAAAGAAGCUCUGUCCUCUGUCCAGAUGGAAGGUGGUGUAAAAGGGGACUUGAUGGUUGACAUUGGUCCUGGUCCUGCCAUUUACCAGGAAUUGUCUGCAUGUGAGGCCUUCAAGGAAAUUACUGCUGCAGAUUAUACAGAUCGCAACAGGGAGUACCUGGAGAAAUGGCGAAAGAAUGAGCCUGGAUUGUUUGACUGGACGCCUGCUUUGAAAUUUGUCUGUGAUUUAGAAGGUCGUAGUGCACAUCACAGUGAUCAUCCCUCUCUGCUUCCAGCUUGUGUGGUGGGAAAAAUUGCUGAGAAGGAAGAAAAAUUGAGGAAGACAUUGAAAAGAGUGGUGCCAUGUGAUGUCACCAAGAGCAACCCUCUUCACCCACUCGUCUUACCCAAAGCCAAUUGCGUCCUGACAGUAGGUUGCCUUGAAUGCGCCUGCAAAGAUGAAGUGGCUUACAAAAACGUCAUCAAAAAUCUCUCUUCCUUGCUGAAGGUGGGCGGUCAUUUAAUCAUUGGUAGCAUAUUGGGAAGCACCAUUUUCCGAUGUGGAAACAAGGAAUUCUCUCUCAUCAACCUAAGUGAGCCAUUUCUCAGGAAAGUCAUAACAGAUACUGGGUUUGUCAUUGAAGACUUGGAGGUUCUCCCAAGAGAAUUUGAUAAACCUAUGUUUGAUAUUUGCAAUCACACCUCUGGCAUUUUUAUUCUGGCAAAAAAAGUCAAAGAUGUCUAAAACAGUUUCAUUCAAUUCUUAAACAUGGAUGCAUUACUGCAGUGUGCAUUACUACCUUAAAACCAGAAGGUGGCAGAAAUGUACUUAAUUCUCCAAAUCAAGUAUAGUGUACUAAAGUAAGAAUCUGUUACUUUACGGUCAAACCUGAAAAUCAAUAAAA
Molecule: messenger RNA, 1181 nt
Organism: Hyla sarda
Lineage: Eukaryota; Metazoa; Chordata; Amphibia; Anura; Hylidae
Product: indolethylamine N-methyltransferase-like
Exons: 5
Coding region: 212-1021 (269 amino acids)
Cellular component (GO): cytosol
Molecular function (GO): N-methyltransferase activity
Source: RefSeq, a predicted model, not a curated record